This is a messenger RNA of Echinostoma caproni, 1407 nucleotides long. The record is from the annotation of a GenBank genome assembly. NCBI's taxonomy places the organism in Eukaryota, Metazoa, Platyhelminthes, Trematoda, Plagiorchiida, Echinostomatidae.
AUGGUCACUAAAGGAGGGGAUACGGAGGUUCUCGGUCCAGGUGGCAAAGGGGUUCAUUUUCAAUGCAAAUUGUGCGAUUGUCAGUUCACCAGUGAGGAUGCAAAGGAGAUGCAUUUGAAAGGUCGACGCCAUCGGUCACAGUAUAAAAAGAAAGUGGAUCCAUCAAUCGAGAUCGAACGCAGACAAUCAAAUCAGUCUGGUCGUAAAUCGGCCAAAAAGUCGGAGAUACCGGUGGUUCCAGUUCCUGUAGUUCCUGUGGUUCCUGUUCCCGGGCCUUGUGCUGUGCCCAUAUCUAUGCCGUAUUUGGAACCAACUCAGCCCAUGUUUACUCGACCAGCCUACCCCGGUAUCCACAUCAAUCGUUUCGCAUGGUCACCGCAAUUACCGAAUGUGAUGGUUGAAAAUCGAUUCAUGUCCGUCAAACAUGCAUCUCUUGUGCCUACCGAAAUUGAAGCGCAGGCCAUGAAAACAGUAAUUACAAUUAGCGAGCAUGCUUUGAAAACAAUCAGUGAUGACUUAGUGGCUGAAUCUGCUCGUACUGAGGCAAAGAAAUCGGAUUCAAAUGAUCAUGCAUCGGACGACGACGAGGACGAAGAAGAGGAUCCAAAGAUGAAUCAACGAGACGGGGACCCGAAACGGAAUCAAAACCUUCAACAGGUGGAGGAUCGUCUGCUGCGUGGUGUGGUUCGCGUUGGUGCGUUAGGCAAAAGUCUUCUGCUGCGGGGCGAUCGCAUUGGUGAUUUGGUACUGGUCUGUUCCUCUUGGCCUACCACUCGAUUGAUGGAAUAUCUGCACAACGAAUUGCCCGGGGCUUUAACGAAACUCGACGAUCGAUUUUCGUAUGAGUUAAAUACAGAAAAGAAAACGGGUGAGAUCACUAUGCAUGCGACCAGGAAACCGAAUGUAGAGGAUGAACAUGGAUCUGAGCCCCUUUCGGAUUGGCCCACAAUAACGGUGCGUAUACAACUCACUUCCCCGGUGGUUCACGAUGAUUGUUCUCAACAUGAUCAGUCCUCGCAGUCUUCGUCGGGUGCCGUGAAAGCAGGUAGCUCAGCGCGAUCGGUUAAAUCGAGCACUGCUUCCACUGCUACCGAACAGACGCGAACUCCAAGUUCCCACUCAACAGCAACAACAUCGACGACCAAUUCUGGUUCCCAGGGUCCAUCGAAUGCCACAGUUGUUCCGGCCAAUCGGCUCUCACUUGCAUAUCGUCUGAUUGUGCAAGGGGAGCCGAUUAGCAAGAAUAACUGCUUGCAUGCUCUGGACGCGAUCAAUCAGGCUAAGUAUUUCCAGAAUGCGUUGGGCAAACAACCGCUUGGGAUGGUUUCGCGUGUGCUGCUGGAUUAUAUACGUGCAGAUGAGCAUUGGCGCAAACUGGAUGAAUUCGUAAGUUCGAAUUUAAAGUAA